Prunus dulcis (almond) is the source of this 867-nucleotide messenger RNA. Its product is annotated as zinc finger MYM-type protein 1-like. Lineage: Eukaryota; Viridiplantae; Streptophyta; Magnoliopsida; Rosales; Rosaceae. The transcript has a single exon. The record is from RefSeq and is a predicted model, not a curated record. The coding region runs from base 1 to 867 and encodes 288 amino acids.
AUGGGGGAGAGUAAUCGACGUUUUCUUGUCAAAUGGUUUGAUUCAUUUGUUUGGUUGGAGUAUAGUAAAGAAAAAGAUGCUGCAUUUUGUCUUCAAUGUUAUCUUUUUAAAUGCGACUUUGAUAAACAAGGAAAGGCUGGCAGCGAUAACUUCACUAAGAAAGGGUUUAAAAAUUGGAGGAAGGGACCCGAGAAUUUUAGGGAGCAUGUUGGACAAGUUGGAAGUCUUCACAAUAAAGCUGCACAACAUUGUACAGAUUUAAUGAAUCAGAAGCAACACGUUGAAACCAUUGUGAUCAAGCAGACAAACCAAGCUCGUAUUAAUUAUCGCAUUCUAUUAACUGCCGCACUUGAUUGCACUAGAUAUUUAUUGCGACAAGGUCUUCCUUUUCGCGGCCAUGAUGAAAGUGAAAAAUCUAGCAAUAAGGGUAAUUAUGUGGAGCUUUUGCAAUUUCUUGCCGAUCAUGAUGAGAAAGUUCGUGUCGUUGUGUUUGAGAACGCUCCAGGGAAUCUCAAGUAUAUUGCUCCUAAAAUUCAAAAAGAUCUUGUCAAUUCUUGUGUCGCUGAAACCAUUGAUGCAAUUAUUAGUGAUAUGGACGAUGAAUACUUUUCUAUAUUGGUAGAUGAAUCACGUGAUGUUUCAAUAAGAAAGCAAAUGGCGGUGGUGUUGCGUUAUGUGAACAAAAAAGGGCAAGUAAUUGAAAGGUUUGUGAGUGUCCAAUAUGUCUCUGAUACGACUUGUAGCAAAUUGAAAGAGGCAAUUGAGCAGUUGAUUUCUUCAACAAAUUUGAGCAUGUCCAAACUACGAGGACAGGGGUAUGAUGGCGCUAGUAAUAUGAGAGGUUGUCAAUAUCUAGCUUUUAAUUGA